CUGUGAAAUUAAGAAGUGCACAUUGCAAUAAUCUUCCAAUGCAUCUAUAAUAACGUUUUAAUAUGCUUUAAUAUUUAUUUUAAGGUGACUUAUAUCAUUCAAGUGUUGGAGAAAUUAAGGAACUUUGUGAAUAUAUUGAAAAUUUCCAAUUAUCAUCAUCAAUGCUAGAAUAGGAUUUGUCAUGGAAGCAGCAAUAUUUACAUUCCAUUUGUGAUCGUAUGUGAUAUAUUUAUAUGACAAGCAAUAAUUUCUACACGCAAUGGAAGAAAAUAAUGGUGCUAAUGCUGAUAAUGUGGAACAACCUACAAAUCCUUGCUUCAGAGAGCGCAUAGAUGACAUUGAACGUGAAGACUUUGAAGAAGAGAAUCGAAUUAUCAAGCAUUGUUCGAAUUUGAUGAUGGAGGGAGAACUUACAGCAUCAUCACACUUUUCAGGAAAUUUGUCAAGUAUUAAUUCCAGCUUGGCUUCAAGUUCCGAGACAAUUUCUACAUUAUCAACUUUCACAGCAAAUGAAUCAAAUCUACCGGGAUGCAGUAAGUCCGAUGACAUUGAAGACUGUGAUAUUCCACUCAAAUACCUAAAUCAUGAACAGACAAUAGGAUUUUCUACAGGCAAAGAAACAAAAAAAGUUGAUUUUAUGGAAAAAUUACUAAAUAGUGGAAUACCUGAAAAGAAAGACAUUCCCAGGGGAAAACUUUAUAAGGGUGACUGUGAUAAUGAGAUCGCAGAUAGUUCUGAUAUGGAAAGUGCGAGCAGCUCCUCCGGACAAACAAGCCAAGCCACAAGUUCCAGUUCUGAUAGUGGUGGAUUUAGUGUACCAUCGACAUCUAAUGCCGAAAAACUCUUAGGCCUUGGAAGCAGUGGACUCAACUCGCACCACACUGUGACAUCGGCUUUCUUGCGUAAGUACUCCGAGGACGAGGACGAUUCUGACGACGAAAUCGGAGGCGGUAACUUACGGUGCACUUGUAAUUCUCCUCACGUGGAUGACGAUGAAUACGACGAGCCUGAUUUAGAGCAAAGAGCUUGGUGCAAACGUCGUUAUGAAUCUACUCCACAUCACUCCGUUAAAAGGUUUUGCACCGACGGCGCCAUAUCAGCAGUAGCUACCUUAGAAUGCAAACCAAACACAACAAAUCCAAAUAUUAUAGCUCAGAAGGUGCAGGCAUCACCGGAGCUCAAACAGUGGCUUCAUAGAUUUCAAACAUGGUCCACCAAAGAGAAGACUCUAGCGAUUGAUGCUUUGGUUACCCGUUGUGCUGCAAGUGACGUACGCUACAUGAUGAAGGCAAUCGAGCCAUUAUUCCAACGCGACUUCAUCUCAUUGCUGCCAAAAGAGCUUGCCCUUACAGUUCUGGGCUAUUUGUCGCCAAAGGACCUUCUCAUGGCUGCCCAGACUUGUCGUUAUUGGAGAUUUCUUGCUGACGACAACUUGCUUUGGAAAGAGAAAUGCCGUCGUGCCGGUAUUACCGAACUCAAGAAGAUACCACGUAAUAUGCCUCGGUUUGCGAGCCCUUGGAAAGCUACGUAUAUGAGUCAGACAAUAAUUGAGAACAACUGGAUGAACAAGUCUGUCCUGAACCCAAUAAUAAUGCGUGGCCACGACGACCACGUUAUAACUUGCCUGCAGUUCCAAGGGAAUCGUAUCCUUAGCGGCAGUGACGAUACAACUUUGAAAUUGUGGUCCGCUAAUUCUGGAAAGUGUCUCCAUACUCUGGUUGGUCAUACCGGUGGUGUUUGGUCGUCUCAGAUGGUUGGAGACUUGGUGAUUAGUGGGUCAACUGAUCGCACCUUACGCGUAUGGAACGCCAACACGGGACAAUGUCUUAAAGUUCUCGCGGGUCACACUUCUACUGUACGAUGCAUGCAUCUUUAUCAGAAUAGAGUUGUGUCGGGUUCUCGUGACGCGACAUUGCGCGUGUGGUCGAUACCGGACGGUCGUUGUCUGCGCGUGCUUGUCGGCCAUCUUGCGGCUGUCCGGUGCGUCCAGUACGACGGCAAAGUGGUCGUCUCCGGUGCAUAUGAUUACUUUGUCAAAGUAUGGAAUCCGGACACCGGUGACUGCCUCCAUACUCUCGCAGGACACACUAACCGUGUGUACAGCCUUCAGUUUGACGGUGUUCACGUGGUGAGUGGGUCUCUUGACACGUCCAUCCGCGUGUGGGACGUGGAGACGGGUCAGCUGAAGCACACCCUCACUGGCCACCAGUCGCUCACCUCCGGCAUGGAGCUGCACUCCAACAUUCUGGUCUCCGGGAACGCUGACUCCACUGUCAAAGUCUGGGAUAUCUCCUCGGGUCAUUGCCUGCAUACAUUGUCCGGGCCGAACAAACACCAGUCAGCGGUGACUUGCCUGCAAUCUAGCAACCGCUUUGUGAUCACGUCAUCUGAUGACGGUACGGUGAAGUUGUGGGAUGUGCGCACUGGCGAAUUCAUACGCAAUCUCGUGGAGCUCAGCUCCGGCGGGUCCGGUGGCGUGGUGUGGCGCAUCCGAGCCUCCGCCACCAAACUGAUCUGCGCCGUCGGAUCCCGCAAUGGCACCGAGGAGACCAAGCUUCUCCUCCUCGACUUCGACGUGGCUGGCACAUGUAGGAAAUGCGACGAAUAGCAUCAGCUUAACCGGCGCCUUAUGCGCCGAUACGUCAACUUGUACGCGCCGUGGCAUUGUUAAACAAACUUCGCCCCCUCACCUUACACAAACAUCAAGCUAUGUGUUCCGUGUUAGUGAUCAAUAUGUUCCACUGUAAAGGAAUAUUUUAUGAUAACAUCGUCUUCAGAAUAAAGUUGUUUGUAGAGGGAAGCGUUUGUGUGUUGCGGAAGGACGUUAAAGUUGUGCGCGAAGUACCCACCGGGCCUGACACCGUUGUUGAAGGACUUCGUCUGUGUAUCCAUGUUGUACUCUGAUUACCUGCAUUCAUACGAUACCAUUUACAUACCAUAACAUAUAUUCAAAUGUAGUAGUAAAUUGUAGAAUAUUUCAAUAAUUGUAAUCCGUAGCAAGAAAUGGUAGCACAAUUGUUUAUCAUGCGUAGCCAAAUUCCUGUAAUAAUGUUGAAUGGUUCAUCAUCCCAAAGAAUUUUGACCGUGUCAGAUGUUAGUUUUUAAGUUUUAUCAUUGUUAAGGCACCUUUUUACAUUGUUAUUUUUUAAAAAAUGAUGGAUUGAUAAUGAAUUGUAAUUUUGGGCAAUAAUUUUUAUCACAAUUUGGACAUAUUUCCAAUUUAUGGUUACCUUGAGUUUACAUUGGCGAAGCGCGCAUAUAAAAACAUAUCCUAUUUUUGUUUUAGGAGA
This is a messenger RNA of Papilio machaon (common yellow swallowtail), 3290 nucleotides long. It is a transcript of the gene ago, whose product is annotated as F-box/WD repeat-containing protein 7. The transcript has 11 exons. Gene Ontology annotation, biological process: proteasome-mediated ubiquitin-dependent protein catabolic process; ubiquitin recycling. Gene Ontology annotation, molecular function: ubiquitin binding. Lineage: Eukaryota; Metazoa; Arthropoda; Insecta; Lepidoptera; Papilionidae. Gene Ontology annotation, cellular component: nucleus; cytoplasm. Bases 260 to 2608 code for a protein of 782 amino acids. The record is from RefSeq and is a predicted model, not a curated record.